AUGGAGCUGCCGGAUGCGGUCCGCCACAUCGUAGACCAGGCCAGUUUCGGCGCCUUUUGCAGGGGACUUCCUAGACUUACCGCGAGUAGGCCUCUGCUCGCCGCUCUGGUGGAGAGGUGGUGGCACACCACCGAUUCAUUCCACUUCUCGGUCGCGGGAGAUAUGACAAUGACUUCCUAUGACUUCUCGAUACUCACCGGCAUCAGGGUAGGAGGUUGCAGCUUCAUUGAAAAUGUUAGAGAAGUUUCAGAAAAAGGUGGUCAGAAAACUCUACACGAACAACUCAUUUCCGAAAUCUUAAUGGAGAAAGAUUUGAAAGUAAGAAAUAUUGGUAGUGCCUUAAGUACGAUAAGGAACAGGGUAUGCCAUAAGAAGGCUCAUAUUGUUCUUGAUGAUGUGGAUGAAUCAACAGAACUUGAAAAAUUGGUAGCAGAGCUUGAUUGGUUUGGUUUUGGAAGUAGAAUCAUUAAAACAACUAAAAAUCAACACACAUCAAUCAGAUAUGGCACAACACAUAUUUAUAAGGUUGAGAAAUUAGGAGAAGAUGAAGCUAUAGAACUCUUUAAAUCGAAUGCCUUCAGGAAACACCAACAAAUGGGAGGCUAUGAAGAACUUGUAGAUUGUGCAGUAAAGUACACUAAAGGAGUUCCUUUAGCUCUCAAAGUUUUGGGUUCUUUUCUUUGUGGUCGAAACAAAGAUGAAUUAUAA
Camellia sinensis is the source of this 708-nucleotide messenger RNA. The record is from RefSeq and is a predicted model, not a curated record. NCBI's taxonomy places the organism in Eukaryota, Viridiplantae, Streptophyta, Magnoliopsida, Ericales, Theaceae.